Messenger RNA from Hemicordylus capensis (graceful crag lizard), 942 nucleotides. RefSeq names its product natriuretic peptides A-like. Gene Ontology annotation, biological process: receptor guanylyl cyclase signaling pathway; negative regulation of systemic arterial blood pressure; neuropeptide signaling pathway. The transcript has 3 exons. Lineage: Eukaryota; Metazoa; Chordata; Lepidosauria; Squamata; Cordylidae. Gene Ontology annotation, molecular function: hormone activity; hormone receptor binding. Bases 107 to 541 code for a protein of 144 amino acids. Gene Ontology annotation, cellular component: nucleus; cytoplasm; extracellular region. The record is from RefSeq and is a predicted model, not a curated record.
UUACCAGGGCUGGUCCAGUGGGUAUAAAGAAGGGGUACGCCAGGAGGAAGGAACCAGCAGAGAGGCAGAAGAGAAGCCCAGAGAAAGCCAGGGCGUGCACAGCAUCAUGGGUUCCAUUCUCCCUCUCCUCCUCCUCAUUCUGUUCUUUGCCAGUCAACUCCACGAUAGAGUCGAUGCCCAUCCUGUCUACGAUUCAGAACUGGGAGACUUCAAGGCCCUCCUGGAGCGUUUGGAAGACAAACUCGAGCAGGAAGAAAGGGAAUCGGGGCCCAGCCAAAGCUUUAACGAAGGGAACGAGGAAGAGGGCGGAGAGGCUUCCCAAACGCUGGCUUCUUGGGACGGCGGGUACGGAAGGCCCCCCAGCGAAGGCGCCCUCGGACGCGGCAGCUGGCAGCCCCCAGAGGGGGCCCAAGCGGCAGCGAAGAGGAGGCUGGGGGCGCUCUUCCACUCACCCCGCAGCAGGCUUUCAAACUGCUUUGGCCAAAGGCUGGACAGGCUGGGCUCAUCCAGUGGCCUCGGCUGCAACAGGAACAGGAACUGAAGAGGCCGCAGAAUCCCGACACCCCACCUCCGGAGGCCAUUAACUCCCACACCUUUCCUGGAGCCCCCGAAACCCUCCUCAGGCCUUUAGCAAGCAACCCCUUCUGCCAACGACCGAAUGGAGCCUCCUUGACCUGCGGCCAACCCACUGGCGUAUCACUCCGGCGUGGCUUCCCUCACAGGGCUGUUGUGAACAUUCUGCGAGAGAAGGGACGCCAUCCAUCACGUACUGGUGGGAGCUCUGGGGAUAGGGAGGGGGAGACAUCCGAUUUCCCCUCCCUUCCCUCUUUUGACCUGAGAAUCUGAAUGCCAUUGUAAAAGUUGGUUCCCUAACCCACACCACGUUUCAUGCCUCAAUACUGGAUUGCCUUGCGAUAGGAAAUUAAAAUUCAGCACCCUGGA